UUGAGUGCGCUUAUCUCUCUUAAAGCCAGCUUCGCUCAAUUUUUGUCUCAGCGAAUUGUUCUCUUUUGAAGAUGUUCAACCAAGAUGCUUUAUACUUAGAUCGAUCCUGCCUACGCGAACUCGCUUCCUCAUAGACUUAACAUAUUUUUCCUUACUUUCCGUGCUGACCAAGACCUACCCCGAAUUGCAGCUGGUGAGAAUAUGUGCGAGAGGCGAUCAGCGAAGGGCAUGGGCUGUCUUUGGUCCCCCAAGGAGAAGCAGCGUGGAUUAAACAGGAAUUAAUGUGGAAUUUAUCGGAGCACAAAGGUGGAACGACGACCGGACACAGCGCUUCCUCGUCAGGGACUGACUGAUCAUGGUCGCCGUGGUCCGCUCUCUCAUGGUACUGCUGCUCGCUCAGGUGUUGCUGGAAGGUGCUACGGGACUUAUCCCCGAGGUCGGCCGGAGGAAAUACAGCGAAUCCGGGAAGCAGGCCCCAGAGCAGUCGGAGAGCGUCCUCAACGAGUUUGAGCUUCGGCUUCUCAAUAUGUUUGGACUGAGGCGCAGGCCGACCCCGAGCAAGCAAGCCGUGGUGCCGCAGUACAUGGUGGACCUUUACCGCAUGCACUCAGCAAACGGAGACCACAGCAUUAAACGACCCAAGAGCAUGGGGAAACACGCAGAGAGAGCCGCCAGCAAGGCCAACACGAUUAGAAGCUUUCACCAUGAAGAGUCUAUGGAGGCCCUGGCCAGCCUGAAAGGCAAAACAACGCAGCAGUUCUACUUCAACCUCACUUCUAUCCCUGAUGAGGAGCUCAUCACCUCUGCGGAGCUGCGGAUCUACAGGGAUCAGGUCAUGGGAGAUGCAACCCCCUACAACAGCUCCAAAAACAGCAGCACCAAUGAUAGUGCUCCUGCAGGUGGCUUCCAUCGUAUCAACAUUUAUGAGAUAUUUGGAGUUCCUGCCACUCAAGGUAGGGAUCCUCUGGCACGUCUGCUGGACACUCGGCUGGUGCAGGACUCUUUGAGCCGCUGGGAGAGCUUUGACGUCAGCCCCGCUGUAUCUCAGUGGACCUCUGGGAAUGGCCACAACCAUGGAUUCAUGGUGGAGGUGCUUCACCCAGGGGAGGGGGAUACGGAUGGGGAGCAUGCAGAGAGACAUAGUAGGCACGUCAGGGUGAGCCGGUCCCUGCACCAGGACCAGGACUCUUGGUCUCAGGCUCGGCCUCUGCUGGUGACGUAUGGCCAUGACGGCCGUGGGGACUCGGUACUCCACACACGGGAAAAACGUCAGGCGGCACUCCGCAAACAACGCAGGAAGCACCAGCACAAGGCCAGCUGCAAGAGACAUGCCUUGUAUGUGGACUUCAGUGAUGUGGGGUGGAACGAGUGGAUAGUGGCACCCCCUGGCUACCACGCCUUUUAUUGCCAAGGGGAAUGUCCGUUCCCCCUAGCAGACCACCUCAAUUCUACCAAUCAUGCCAUUGUGCAAACGCUGGUCAACUCAGUCAACUCAAACAUCCCCAGAGCCUGUUGUGUGCCCACUGACCUCAGCCCCAUCUCCCUGCUCUACUUGGAUGAAUAUGAGAAGGUCAUCCUGAAAAACUACCAAGAUAUGGUCGUGGAGGGAUGCGGCUGCCGGUGAGAAACUGACAGUGGAAUGGAUAGAAAGAAAAGAGUGGGCAAGAGAGACUGAAAAAGACAUCAGAGGUUAAUAUGGACACCCGGUUUCCCAAUGAAGACGUUUAUUUAUAUGAAAGAAAGAAAAAACAGAGCUAUUGUGGAAGAAGAAAAAAUAGAUAUAUGAAUAUAUUUAUGUCUACGUAAAGUUGGGAAAAUAAAUAUUUUAAUCAGAGAAAUAUUACUUUACUGGUCUUGAAAAAGUAUUUCUGAUGUACAUUUCGAAAUGGGUG
Messenger RNA from Micropterus dolomieu (smallmouth bass), 1892 nucleotides. It is a transcript of the gene bmp2b, whose product is annotated as bone morphogenetic protein 2b. Gene Ontology annotation, molecular function: growth factor activity; BMP receptor binding; cytokine activity. Gene Ontology annotation, cellular component: extracellular region. The transcript has 3 exons. The record is from RefSeq and is a predicted model, not a curated record. Bases 356 to 1624 code for a protein of 422 amino acids. Gene Ontology annotation, biological process: SMAD protein signal transduction; negative regulation of transcription by RNA polymerase II; BMP signaling pathway. NCBI's taxonomy places the organism in Eukaryota, Metazoa, Chordata, Actinopteri, Centrarchiformes, Centrarchidae.